This is a messenger RNA of Exophiala mesophila, 831 nucleotides long. RefSeq lists its product as uncharacterized. Bases 1 to 831 code for a protein of 276 amino acids. The record is from RefSeq and is a predicted model, not a curated record. The transcript has a single exon. Gene Ontology annotation, biological process: TOR signaling. Gene Ontology annotation, cellular component: cytosol. Lineage: Eukaryota; Fungi; Ascomycota; Eurotiomycetes; Chaetothyriales; Herpotrichiellaceae.
AUGUCACUCAACGGAUCGUCCUCCAGGGACAAUGUCAACACGAAAUUCCCCUCUCCUGCCGCCGCUCCACCCCGAUCACACUCGAUUCACGGGUUCCGUAUCACCACUCAAAAACUCCCUAUUCUCAAGGCUGGUCCUAUCGAAGAAAUGACAAGUCGACUCGGGAUUGCCCCUCCAGAAAUGAUCUUCGGAGAUAAUGUCGUGGCCUUGGAACAUCCGUCCUCCGGCUGGGGUAUCAAGUUUGAUGCCUUUGGCGCACUUGAUCGAGUUGAUAAAACUGGCGAGAAGAGGUUGAAAGUGGCAUAUUCGAAUGAGUGGCAUAAGAGCCGGGAAGAUUCACAUGACAUCAAAGAAGUCAUCAAGCCCUUUGACUGGUCUUACACGACCGACUACAAAGGUGAUGUCGCCCCUGGCUCUCCGGAAUUCGUUCCCUCGACCGACGAGAUCCCUCUGGAAUUGCUGAAACGACCCGACCCCAUCUUAUUCUUUGACGACGUCAUUCUAUACGAAGACGAACUGGCCGACAAUGGCAUCACCAUGCUUUCCUGCAAGAUACGGGUUAUGCCCUCCCGCUUAUUGCUGCUGUGUCGAUUCUUCAUGAGGUUAGACAAUGUCCUCCUCAGACUCCGUGACACCCGGAUCUACAUUGACCUGGAGCAAAAGCACGUUAUUCGAGAGUACGUUGCACGAGAGGAGGCAUAUGACAAGGUGAGGCAAGACCUGGCUAGUCGAAGAGACGAUGUGACUGCUGUAUUGCGAGACCCCAACCAGAUGGCUGCACAAUUGCCGAUUGUUGAGAAAACCGUGGAAUCGGUGCGUCUGGGGACAUGA